AUGAAGACGAGAAUGAAUAGUGUUGCCGAAAGGGGUUUUGAGACACUGGUCAUGGCGUUGAGUGGCUCUGGUCCUGCAACUACUCCUCUAGGUGAAACAGCAACAAGGUCUGGACAAGAUGAAGUUGGGCUUAGGCCAGGAACCAUUAUACGCAUCUGA
Molecule: messenger RNA, 159 nt
Organism: Dovyalis caffra
Lineage: Eukaryota; Viridiplantae; Streptophyta; Magnoliopsida; Malpighiales; Salicaceae
Source: the annotation of a GenBank genome assembly